AUGUUCCAGAGAUUUUUCUCAAAUCUGGGCGUGAUCUCUGCUGGUGUUAGCAACACUUUGGUUUCGCCAGUUUUUUGUCGACAAUGCAUCUCCCAUUCGUUAACUAAUUUCGCCAACGGUUCUUCUAGAUUGCUUUUGGGACAGAACGCAAAUCAAAAAUUACAAUUAUUGAUAAAUAAUAUUAGUGUCAAGUUAAACUUGCUGAAUGUUGUCUUGACGCAACAGUGCAACCGGGUUGCUGCUUUGAGGUUGAGGCGAGCUUACCAAAUUCUACUGUUGUAUCAGCGUAUCUAUGGAGAACAGGUACUGAUGCAGAAGAUUAAGUCACAUGUUCGCUGUAAGAGUCGCCCCUUGCUAGCCUUACUUUCUGCAACAGUCUUCCAGUGGGAAAAGGAGAGAGUCAGUGAUGAAGAAUUGCAGAAGUGCACAGAAGAAAUGGAGAAUGUGAACAAACUUGUUGAGCUGAGCCAUAGAAAGCAGCAAGGUUUAGAAAUUGAUACAAACUUGCUGGAAUCAAAUGAUUGGGAGCAGCUUGUAGACAGAAAUGACUUCAAGAUCUGGCGUCGACUCCUUCCAGAUGCUGGCCUUUAUCAGUAUAGAGUGUUUGGACACUUCUCAGACAUUCCACCAAGGGCCUUUUACAAUACACAGGUUGAUCUUGGAUACUGGAAAGACUGGGAUAAGAACACAGUGGAGGUGAAAAUAAUUGACAAAGAUGUUGAAACUGACUCAGAAGUGGUACAUUGGGUUUACAGAUUCCCGUAUCCGAUGUAUCCAAGAGACUAUGUAUAUGUUCGCCGUUGUAAGGUGGAUGCUAACACAAGCACCAUGGUUAUAACAGCCCGCGCCACUGAGCACCCAAGCUGCCCUGAAACUGACUCCUGUGUCAGAGUGGCAACCUACUGCUCACAGAUGGUCAUUAAACCUGAUACCACAUUUGAAGAGAAUGGCUUUGAUUACGUAAUGACCUAUUUUGAUGACCCCAAGACUAACUUCCCACCGAUGUGCUUUAACUGGAUGGCCAGUACAGGUGUGCAUGAGUUUCUAGAGAAGGUUCACAAAGCUGCUCUGAAGAAACAUGAAAGGAGUAAUGAAUCCCCUGCUGCUCGUGCUGACAAGACCUCUGGAAACAUCUACCCAAAGAUGGUUCACCAAUAG
This is a messenger RNA of Candidula unifasciata, 1158 nucleotides long. NCBI's taxonomy places the organism in Eukaryota, Metazoa, Mollusca, Gastropoda, Stylommatophora, Geomitridae. The record is from the annotation of a GenBank genome assembly.